Molecule: messenger RNA, 1519 nt
Organism: Gossypium arboreum
Lineage: Eukaryota; Viridiplantae; Streptophyta; Magnoliopsida; Malvales; Malvaceae
Exons: 5
Coding region: 153-962 (269 amino acids)
Biological process (GO): snRNA export from nucleus
Source: RefSeq, a predicted model, not a curated record
CUCUCAAUUCUCACAUCCUACGCCCUACUCUUAAACUCGAAUGAAUGGACCAUCUCCGCCGACGAACUUCAUAGUGUUUCAAUCAGCUCUCAAUUCAAAGAGGGUUAUAAAGUAAAAUUUUGGGUCUUCUUUUUUUUUGGCUUGAAAAUUUUAUGGAGAAAGGCGAGAGCAUAUUGGAAGCGAUCUACGAAGAGGAUGAUUUAGGAGAUGUGGAGAUGCUUGAUGUAGAAGAAGGGGAGCUUGUGGAUAGUAACUCCGUAAAUGAUCCAGACAAACGCGGCUUCGCAGAUGUUAAUGGUGAAAAUCAAGGGUCCCAAAGUAAAAAUAAGAAGCGGGGAGGUAAUAAGAAGAAGAACAAGAAAAAAAAGAGUGGUUCAGGACCUAAACCUUUGGAUAUAAACAGGUUCGUGUUAGAUACUUGUAGACGGUUAAAAGAGAAGAAGUCAUACAUGGUGUACACUGCUGUGGGAUGUUUGGGGAUUUCUGCACUGAGUGAUCUUGUUAAAGAGAUUCCAUUUGCGACUUCAAAUCCUGUGCCCUUAGCUGAGAUGACUGACUUCAUUAGUUGCCUUUUGAUAGAGGUGGAUGCAAUUCAAUCUUGUGGAGGUCAGAUGACUGCUGAUGGCAGACGAUGUCGGACAGGUGGUGGCAUAUUAUGGAAUAUCAUAAAAGCACGAGAACCUGCUGCUUAUCGAGAAAUAAUGAAAAAGGCCAAGGAAUUUGAGAAGCAAUUUAAGCAACAAAAUGUCAGACAAGCACCAGCACAGAGCAAAGAGAUCUCUUCUCAAGAAACUACACUCUCGAAUGGAACUGCAGCAAGUGUUCCACAAGGUGCUGGACUUAUUCCUAAUGACCCGACAGAAGAGUUCAGUGCCGAAGGAGCACGCAAAUCUGUUCAUGAUAGAAUUAGGGUCCCUGUUUCAUAUGAAGACCUUCUAGGAGAGGAUUCAAAAGACGAUUAAUUUCAGCAUUUUCAAAUUAUGAAACUUUGCUUGGCAUCAAUUUUGCAUGUAUAGAUUUGUUGAUAAAAAGGGGUUUUACAGUAUUUGCAACGAUACAGAUGAGAUCGUUUUCAUUAAUGAAAGAAUUAUCAAGUUUAAAUUUGAUUAAAAAAAAAGUCCCUUGUUUUUUUUACCACUUUUUGAGUAUAUUAUGCGUUAAGCUGUAUACUUCCAUAGAGGGAUCUUUCAUUCUUACAACCUACUACAUUAUUGGAGCCUACUUUUUUUGGUCAUUAAUCAAUUGCAUGACUCAUCAUGGAAGAAUAGUUGGAAACUGACUGUUCCGAAUUCGUUAUCAUGCCAACGUAAUGGAUACAACAUGGCUACAAUCCACUGGACCAAAAAGCAUCUCAAUCUUUAGAAUAGUUAACGCUGGUUAACAAAUUAGUCACAGCUCACAAACGGGUGUUUGAAAACAUAUGUUCCUCUCUACCACACAACUAUUUAGCUUGGCUUUUGCUUCUUGUGGAAGAAGAGGCAAACCACGGUGCAGUCAUCUACUUUUGAAGAUGGGAACU